CAAAAAUUAGGUUAUGCGAUAAGCUAGAGAUGUCAUUUGGUGCCAGUUGUUUGCUGACCUGAAUGAGCCACUUUCUGCUUAUUUUCAUGUAUCAAUCAGACCUACAGUUGUCAUCUGCGCAUGAUUCACAGCUGCAGUUGUUUGGAAGUUUGGAGGGUCACGGGGGGAAAGUUAAUGCCUGCGCCUUUUCGUUUAAUGGGGAGUGGCUGGCCAGCGGAGGAAGUGACCGCAAGGUAUUGAUCUGGUCUGUGAUCAACAAAAAGCUCAAGUACACAAUCGAUCCUGGAUCAGAUGGUCAUACAGCCCAUAUCACUUACGCACGCUUUAGCCAUGAUGACAGACUGAUCUUGGGGACAACAUCUCACGAUAAGACUGUACGUAUCUGGGAUCUGUCAUCUGUUACUCAAGCAAAUGCUUCGACAGUCAAGUUAAUUCAGAUUCUUAAAGGACACAACACUACGGUCACAUCCGUGGAUUUCAGCCCGAGCCCAGGGAGCAAUCAUUGUAUGUCUUGUGAUUUAGAAGGCGAGCUUCGUUUGUGGGACUUUACGACAGGGCAGUGUGAACAGUCGAUGAAGAUGGUAAGCCUCUCUUUUUUUAAACGAGGUCCUCAGUUUCUAUUUGUUCAUUAAAAUUUUUGUUGGUUUCUUCAUAGUCUACCAAGUCGGUGUCUUCUCCUAGUCCAGUUCGAUAUCAUCCACAUAAUUCGAAUAUUGUCGCAGUCGCAAUAGGUGGAACGCUUUAUAUUGUUCAG
Messenger RNA from Lobosporangium transversale, 754 nucleotides. RefSeq names its product WD40-repeat-containing domain protein. The coding region runs from base 63 to 632 and encodes 189 amino acids. The record is from RefSeq and is a predicted model, not a curated record. Gene Ontology annotation, molecular function: protein binding. Lineage: Eukaryota; Fungi; Mortierellomycota; Mortierellomycetes; Mortierellales; Mortierellaceae. The transcript has a single exon.